AUGAAGUGGAUGGUGGUGGUCUUGCUCUGCCUCCCGCUCUUGGAGGCAGCGCUCAGAAUCCCCCUGAAGAAAGCCAAGUCUAUCCGUCAGACCCUGAAGGAAAAGGGUUUGCUGGAAGAGUUCCUGAAGACCCACAAGUAUGACCCUGCUCGGAAGUACCGCGCCAACAACUUCGGUGACUUCAGUGUGCUCUACGAGCCAAUGGGUUAUAUGGAUGCUUCUUACUUUGGUGAAAUCAGCAUCGGAACUCCACCCCAGGACUUCCUGGUCCUUUUUGACACUGGAUCCUCCAACCUGUGGGUGGCCUCCACCUACUGCAAGAGCCUGGCCUGCACCACACAUACCCGCUUCAAUCCCAGCAAGUCCUCCACCUACUACACUGAAGGGAAGACCUUCUCCCUGCAGUAUGGCACCGGUAGCCUCACCGGCUUCUUUGGCUACGACACUCUGACCGUCCAGAGCAUCCAGGUCCCCAACCAGGAGUUCGGCCUGAGUGAGACAGAGCCAGGUUCCACUUUCUACUAUGCAGAGUUUGAUGGCAUCAUGGGACUGGCCUAUCCUGGCCUGUCUGCUGGGGACGCCACCACCGCCUUGCAGGGCAUGCUGAACGAGGGUGCUCUUUCCAACGACCUCUUCAGUGUCUACCUGGGCAGCACAGAGAGCUCUGAUGAUGGGGGAGAAAUUAUCUUUGGGGGUGUGGACGAGAACCUGUACACUGGGGACAUCUACUGGACCUCUGUCACCCAGGAGCUUUACUGGCAGAUUGGACUCGAGGAGUUCCUCAUUAGUGGCCAGGCCUCCGGCUGGUGUUCUGAGGGCUGCCAAGCCAUUGUGGACACAGGAACCUCUCUGCUCACUGUGCCCGAGGGCUAUCUGAGUACUCUUAUGGAGGCCAUUGGAGCCCAGGAGAGCCUGUAUGGAGAGUAUUUCGUGAGCUGUGACAGCAUUGACAGCCUGCCCACACUGAGCUUCGUCAUCAAUGACGUGGUGUUCCCUCUGGAGCCCUCCGCCUACAUCAUUAACGUAAAUGGCUACUGCAUGGUGGGAAUCGAGUCCAUUGACCUCAGCUUAGAUGAUCAGCCCACUUGGAUCCUUGGAGAUGUCUUCCUCAGGUCCUACUAUGCCGUCUUUGACAUGGCCAACAACAGGGUGGGCUUCGCCGUCGCCGUCUAGAGCUGCUGCCUGGAUCCCUGGGCUCCCUUCUUCCCCUUAGCCCCUCACCAUGUGAGGGGUUCUCUCUGUGCCUCUUCUCUGGAUCCAGCCUUCCUUUUUUUGGAUCCAAAUUUCUCUAAUAAUAAAUAGCUCUCCAUCUUAGCCAGACUGUUGUGUUUUUUUUUUUUCAGGGGGUGAGGGAGGGAGGGAAAGGGAGGAGGACCAGAGGGGCAACUGUGACCUGUAAGU
This is a messenger RNA of Castor canadensis (American beaver), 1401 nucleotides long. Lineage: Eukaryota; Metazoa; Chordata; Mammalia; Rodentia; Castoridae. The record is from RefSeq and is a predicted model, not a curated record.